Messenger RNA from Orcinus orca (killer whale), 2761 nucleotides. RefSeq names its product beta-1,3-N-acetylgalactosaminyltransferase 2 (gene B3GALNT2). The coding region runs from base 247 to 1824 and encodes 525 amino acids. Gene Ontology annotation, cellular component: membrane. Gene Ontology annotation, molecular function: hexosyltransferase activity. The transcript has 14 exons. Lineage: Eukaryota; Metazoa; Chordata; Mammalia; Artiodactyla; Delphinidae. The record is from RefSeq and is a predicted model, not a curated record.
CCAAGCGGAGGGGGCGGGGCUCCGCCCGGCUGAGCUGCUGCCGCUGGUGGUCUGAGGAAGCUGAGGCGCGGGGCCCGAAGCCGAGAGGAACCUGGACGGCGUCGGGCGCGAGGGCGGGCGUCCCCGGAGUCGUAGCACGGGAGUCGGCCGUCGGCACUCGGCCUCCCUACUUGCAGGUUCCCUCCCGGGACGCGGGAGAACCCGGAGCGCGGCGGGGGUGCGAGGUGGAGCAGGCGGGGGCGGCCAAUGCGAAACUGGCUGGUGCUGCUGUGCCCGUGUGUGCUCGGGGCCGCGCUGCACCUCUGGCUGCGGCUGCGCUCCCCGCCGCCCGCCCGCGCCGCGGGGGCCGGCCGGGCAGGUGUUGGUUAUUCGGUCAAGAGUUUUGAGGUCUUCGGGCCGUGGAUCACGUUUGUGCGUGUUUUAAAAGAUCAGUUGGCCUUACUUCCCCAGUGGAAAUCUAGGCAUUAUGAUGUGGUAGUUGGUGUGCUGUCAGCCCGCAAUAACCAUGAACUUCGCAAUGUGAUAAGAAGCACCUGGCUGAAGCAUUUAGUACAACACCCAGCAUUAAGUCAACGUGUGCUUGUGAAGUUCAUAAUAGGUGCUCAUGGCUGUGAGGUGCCUGUGGAAGACAGGGAAGAUCCUUAUUCCUGCAAACUACUCAACAUCACGCAUCCAGUUUUGAAUCAGGAAAUUGAGGCGUUCAGUCUUUUGGAAGACACUUCAUCAGGGCUCUCUGAGGACCGAGUUGUCAGCGUGAGCUUCCGAGUUCUCUAUCCAAUCGUUAUUACCAGCCUUGGGGUGUUUUAUGAUGCCAGUGAUGUGGGUUUCCAGAGGAACAUCACCGUCAAGCUUUAUCAAGCAGAACAGGAGGAGGCCCUCUUCAUUGCUCGCUUCAGUCCUCCGAGCUGUGGGGUGCAGGUGAACAAGCUGUGGUACAAGCCUGUGGAGCAGUUCAUCUUACCAGAGAGCUUUGAAGGUACAAUCGUGUGGGAGAGCCAAGACCUCCAAGGCCUUGUGUCAAGAAAUCUCCACAAAGUGACAGUCAAUGAUGGGGGAGGAGUUCUCAGAGUCAUCACAGCUGGGGAGGGUGCCUUGCCUCAUGAAUUCAUGGAAGGUGUGGAGGGAGUUGCAGGUGGCUUUAUUUAUACUAUUCAGGAAGGUGAUGCUCUCUUAAAAAAUCUUCAUUCUCGCCCUCGAAGACUUCUUGAUCAUAUAAGUAAUCUCCACGAGGAGGAUGCCUUACUGGAGGAGGAAAGCAGCCUCUAUGAUGAUAUUGUGUUUGUGGAUGUUGUUGACACUUACCGAAACGUUCCUGCAAAAUUAUUGAACUUCUAUAAAUGGACUGUGGAAACAACCAGCUUUGAUCUGUUGCUAAAGACGGAUGACGACUGUUACAUAGACUUGGAAGCUGUAUUUAAUAGAAUCGCCCUUAAGAAUCUGGAUGGGCCUAAUUUUUGGUGGGGAAAUUUCAGAUUGAAUUGGGCCGUUGACCGAACCGGGAAGUGGCAGGAACUGGAGUACCCCAGUCCCGCUUAUCCCGCCUUUGCGUGCGGCUCAGGGUAUGUCAUCUCCAGGGACAUCGUCCACUGGCUGGCUGGCAACUCGGGGAGAUUAAAGACCUACCAGGGUGAAGAUGUAAGCAUGGGCAUUUGGAUGGCAGCCAUAGGACCUAAAAGAUAUCAGGACAGCCUGUGGCUGUGUGAGAAGACCUGUGAAACAGGAAUGCUGUCUUCCCCUCAGUAUUCUCCGCAAGAACUAACACAGCUGUGGAAACUGAAGGAGUUGUGCGGUGAUCCUUGUCGGUGUGAAGCAAGAGGAGGAUGAGGUCAAUUCGCAGUGUUAAAGGACAACAGAAGUUCUGACACAGGAACUCUGAGAAGACGUGACAGCAAGCCUUUCACCUUUUGAAUUGUCAUGGAUUCUAUCAAGGAAAAGAAAAACCAUCAAGUUCUCUCAAAGGACAGUUACCUGUAAAAUGAGCUCACGUGACAAGACCACAACUGUAAUGACAGCUGUCACUGUCAUUUCAUACUAUCAAUUUACCCAGGUAAAUGAUCAGGGAACGGCUCACCCACCGCGUGGGCCACCAGAUCAGUGUCACCACUUAGGGGGUCGUUUGGGAGGCUGGGGGAAACGGAGCCGAUGACUGACCUAAGUGCCCUUUGAUAAUGAGUUUUCAUACCAUUUCAGCGGUGUUUAAUAGUUCCUCCUUAACCUGAGUAAACCAGAAAUCAUAUUCUCAGCACAGAAGAAUAAACGUGAGUGAAAUCAUUAACUUUUUAAACCUUUGUGCUUACUUACUUACUUAUGAGGUACUGAGAGAACGCUGGCAUGGGGGUCGGGCGCCAUGAGGAUGCGUCUCAGUCUCUCUGGCUUUAGUUUCCUCCUCUGUAAAGUGAGGUGUAGACUAAUGCUCCACAAGCCCCCUUCCAGCGCUCCCAGUCUGUAAUCAUUGUGGUUUAUGUGUGUAAUGCGAUACACAUACAGGGGACCACCAGGCAUGGCAAUGUAACUUAAUGAGGAAAAGCUUUGGUUUGUUCAGAAAACACUAUGAACUUCUCUCCAAAGAUGGGUAUGGUAAAUACUGGACGUCUGAUUAUGAGCACAGUUUCUUUGAAGCUUUAGCUGGAGGUACAGCAAUAGUGUGGUGUUCCUACAACAAUCACAUGUAUUCAAACAAAUAUUUUUCUAUCAAAAACAAUUUUUGUAAAAGCUGUUUUUAUGCAACUUGUGAUAAUAAAUGUUUAUUUUAGAAUAAAAA